This is a messenger RNA of Fraxinus pennsylvanica, 1599 nucleotides long. NCBI's taxonomy places the organism in Eukaryota, Viridiplantae, Streptophyta, Magnoliopsida, Lamiales, Oleaceae. The record is from the annotation of a GenBank genome assembly.
AUGGAACCUCAGUAUUCUGGAGGCAUGGUUUUGAAUCCAGAACUGGAAAAUGGACUCAAGGGCUGGACACCCUUUGGAGAUGUAAAAUUAGAACAGAAAGAAUCUGAGGAUGGAAACAAAUACAUUGUUGCUUCAGACAGAAGUGGACACCAGGACAGUUUUUCACAAAAGUUUCACUUAGAAGAGGAAAAACUUUAUGUUUUAUCUGCUUGGUUACAGGUAAGCCAUGGACAGGCUCACAUUGCUGCAAUAUUCAAGACAAGAACUGGGGACCGGCCUUCUGGAUGGGUUAUGGCUCGACAGGGCUGCUGGUCGAUGCUCAAGGGUGGCAUCGUUGUCGAUGCUUCCAGUCCGGUUGAACUCUUUUUCCAGGCCAAUGAUACUACAGCCGAGAUAUGGGCCGAUAGUAUUUCGUUGCAACCAUUUACUCAAGAGGAAUGGGAUUCCCAUCAAGAUCAAAGCAUUGAGAAGAUCAGAAAGAGUCAAGUGAAUUUCAAAGUUGUUGAUUCUCAAGGCCGACCAUUAGAAAAUGCAAAAAUCUCUGUGAAACAGAUACAACAGACAUUUCCAUUUGGCAAUGCAAUUAGUAAGUUCAUUUUGGAGAACAAGGCCUAUCAAGAAUGGUUUCUGUCAAGGUUCAAGUACACAGUAUUUGAGAAUGAAAUGAAGUGGUACUCGACUGAGAGAGGUCCGGGGAAAGUAAACUAUUCCCAGUCUGAUACAAUGCUAAAAUUUGCCAAGAAGAAGAACAUCUUAGUACGAGGUCACAACGUAUUAUGGGAUGAUCCUAGGUAUCAACCUUCAUGGGUAAAAAGGCUUCCAAGAAAAGAUCUACCAUUGGCCACUGAAAAAAGAAUGAAUUCUAUAAUGAAACACUACUCAGGCCAAGUUAUUCAUUGGGACGUUAUCAAUGAAAAUCUCCAUUUUUCGUACUACGAAGAGAGAAUGGGGAGAAAUGCAUCAACUAUUUUCCUGAAAAGGGCUUAUCAAAUUGAUCAGCAAGCAAUUCCUUUUCUGAACGACUACAACACACUUGAACGUCCUUCAGAUACAGAUGCGACUCCGGCUAAGUAUUUAGAGAAAAUCAAAUUGAUUAGAGAACAAGGUUAUCACGGGCCUCUUGGAAUUGGGCUCGAAUCACAUUUUGACACACCAAAUCUACCUUAUGUUCGGGCUUCACUGGAUAUUCUUGCUUCUACAAAACUACCAAUCUGGAUUACAGAACUCGAUGUUUCCCAUAGACCUAAACAGGCAAUGUACCUAACUCAACUCAUAAAGGAGUUUCAUGCUCAUCCAGCAAUUCAAGGCAUAAUAAUGUGGGGAUCAAUGAGUACCAAAGGAUGCUGGAAAAUGUGCUUCACAGAUAAAAAUUUUAGUAACUUGCCAACUGGGAAUGCGGUCGACAAUAUAAUGAAGGUAUGGAGGCACGAAGGUUUGCUAGGCACCACCGAUGCUUAUGGUUACUUCAACACUUCACUCUUUCACGGAGAUUAUGAGGUGAAAAUCCGCCACACUGCCGCGAAUUCUUCCAAGAUCAGGCAAUUCGGAAUGGACCCGUCUGAUAAAAUUCAAGAAGCACAUUUCGAACUUCAUGUAUGA